Messenger RNA from Impatiens glandulifera, 2022 nucleotides. Its product is annotated as probable rhamnogalacturonate lyase B. Bases 1 to 2022 code for a protein of 673 amino acids. Gene Ontology annotation, molecular function: carbohydrate binding. The record is from RefSeq and is a predicted model, not a curated record. The transcript is spliced from 14 exons. NCBI's taxonomy places the organism in Eukaryota, Viridiplantae, Streptophyta, Magnoliopsida, Ericales, Balsaminaceae.
AUGGCAGAAACAAAAGUCUUAUAUAUCUUUUUCUUCUCCGCGUUCUUCCUCAUAGUAGAUAACCUUUGUUUUGCCGAAGCAGUUGGAGGUAGCAGUUGCAGCAAGAACUCGGCAGGGGCUGAUGUGAAACUGUCGAUUCAAAAUGAUAGAGUUGUCGUAGACAAUGACAUUGUUGAGCUUACUUUUACGAAGCCGGGAGGAGGAUUGAUCGGGCUUCGGUAUAAUGGAAUCGAUAAUUUGUUGGAGGUUCAUGCUCCUAGUGAUUUGAAUGGAGGGUUUUGGGACCUUAAUUGGAGUGAAUCCAAUGACACUGGCAUAAGUGGCAAAUUUGAUAGGCUAAAUGCAACUAGAUUUGAGGUUAUAGUUGAAUCAAAAGAUCAAGUGGAAUUGUCAUUUAAGAGAAUAUGGAACAUUUCACAGCAAGGCCAGAUUGUCCCAUUAAAUGUAGAUAAGAGGUUUGUGUUACUUCGAGGUUGCUCAGGUUUCUAUUCAUAUGCCAUCUAUGAACACUUAAAGGAGAUGCCUGGUUUCAUCCUCUUCACAACUAGAAUUGCAUUCUUGCUCAAUUCUGAAAAGUUUCAUUACAUGUCGGUGGCGGAUAACAUUCAGAGAUUCAUGCCUAGUCGUAUUGAUCGGUUGCCCAAUAGAGGCCAAGAACUAGAAUAUAAAGAAGCAGUUCGAUUAGUAAAUCCGGUUGAAAAAGAAUUCAAAGGAGAAGUCGAUGACAAAUACUUCUACACAUUAGAUGACAAAGACAACCGAGUUCAUGGAUGGAUUUGUCAAGAACCGGCUGUGGGAUUCUGGCAAAUCACUCCGAGCAAUGAGUUUAGAACUGGAGGGCCUUUUAAGCACGAUUUGACAUCCCAUGUCGGUCCAACAACUCUCGCGAUAUUCUCUACUCCCCAUUAUGCUGGAACAGAUCUUGGAGUAAAAAUCGAAAAAGGAGAGGAAUGGAAGAAAGUAUUUGGACCGGUUUUCAUUUAUCUUAAUAAAGCAAAAUCCGGAGCUCAAGCAUUCUCCCUUUGGGACGACGCGAAAAUACAGAUGAAAACUGAAGUCCAAAGCUGGCCAUACACAUUUCCAGCUUCAAUUGAUUAUCCAAAAUCUAAUAAAAGAGGCAAAGUCAGCGGAAGAUUACUAGUUCAAGACAGGUUCGUGAAGGACACAAACAUCACUGCGAAAGGAGGUUAUGUCGGGUUGACCGCACCAGGAGAUGUUGGUUCAUGGCAAAGAGAAUUCAAAGGCUAUCAAUUUUGGACAAAUGUAAAUGACGACGGUUCUUUCGUGAUUGAAAAUGUACGAGAAGGAAUCUAUAAUUUGUUUGCGACAGUCCCCGGGUUCAUCGGGGACUAUAAACGCGAUAUUUCAGUAAACAUAAUCGCAGGUGGCAAUGUAGUGGUUGGUGAUGUUGUUUAUCAACCUCCACGUAACGGUCCAACAUUGUGGGAGAUUGGUUUUCCGGAUCGUUCUGCAGCCGAAUUCUACAUUCCUGACCCCAAUCCUCUGUAUAAAACCAAAACUUCCUUAAACAACUCUGACAGAUUCAGGCAAUAUGGGUUGUGGGAAAGAUACACCGAAUUGUACCCAAUUAACGAUUUAGUUUACAAAGUUGGUGUGAGCAAUUACAAGAAAGAUUGGUUCUUUGCUCAAGUAACCCGCAAAACUAGCGCGAAUGUAUACAUUGGAACUACAUGGCAAAUUCAGUUUAAACUCGGGAAUGUGAUUCAAACCGGAAACUAUACAUUAAGAUUGGCGCUUGCAUCAGUUCACAUGGCAAAGUUAGAUGUUCGGAUUAAUAAUAUAGAUGAAGUUUCGCCAUUGUUUUCGACGGGACCAAUUGGUGACGACAAUGCGAUUGCUAGACAUGGAAUUCAUGGGCUAUAUUGGUUGUUCAAUGUGAACAUUCCACAUAGAAUGUUGAUCAAUGGAGAAAACAUAAUAUAUUUGACACAAUCAAAAGGUAGAAGUCCUUUUAAAGGUAUAAUGUAUGAUUACAUUCGUUUAGAAGCACCAAAACUUUAA